AUGAUGUUCCAGGAUGAAGUCAGCUUAGCACUGCAACAUGAGCAGCAGCCAGUCACAGGGGAGGGAAUUCCACAGCUGCCCUAUCAGCAGUGGAACGCGUCCGGAUCUGGCUCUCUCAUUGUCGGCAUCGGGGACGGGGCAGCGGGACGGACCUACUCGUACACGGAGCCGCAAUUAUACAGCCAGAACAGCGGAGGGAGCUACUUCGACACGCAGGGAGGCUCGUCGCAGGUGACGACAGUGGUGUCGUCGCACGGCAUGGCAGGCGCCGGCGGCGGCGGGGGGCUGUCCAUGGGCCUGACGGGGGGGCAGAUCAUCAGCAGCUCUGGAGCGUAUCUCAUUGGCGGAAACUCCAUGGACGGGUCUGGCCCUCACCCCCCCACACAGACGAACCGAGCCUCCCCAGCGACCAUUGAAAUGGCCAUUGAGACUCUCCAAAAGUCCGAAGGUUUGUCCACCCAGCGGAGUUCGCUGCUCAACAGCCAUCUGCAGUGGCUGCUGGACAACUACGAGACAGCAGAGGGCGUCAGCCUGCCGCGCUCCACCUUGUACAGCCACUAUCUGCGGCACUGUCAGGAGCAGAAGCUGGACCCGGUAAACGCCGCCUCCUUCGGGAAGCUGAUCCGCUCCAUCUUCAUGGGUGCGACACGCCGACUCGGCACCCGGGGGAACUCCAAGUACCACUAUUAUGGUAUCCGUGUGAAGCCCGACUCGCCCCUGAACCGGCUGCAGGAGGACAUGCAGUACAUGGCCCUGCGGCAGCAACCGGCGCAGCAGAAGCAGAGGUUCAAGCCCGUGCAGAAGGUGGACGGCAUGAGCAGCGAGAACUUCUCCGCAGGCGGUCCGCACCCCCCCAGCGCCGCCGAGCAGACAGUCAUCGCUCAAAGUCAGCACCACCAGCAGUUUCUAGACGCCUCCAGGGCUCUGCCUGAGUUCGUGGAGCUGGACAUGGGCGACACAAACAUGGACCUCAUCGGCCCAGAGGACGUCAAGGCCCUACAGGCGCUGUACAGGGAGCACUGCGAGGCCAUCCUGGACGUGGUGGUGAACCUCCAGUUUGGGCUGAUAGAGAAGCUGUGGCAGACAUUCUGGCGCUACUCCCCCAGCGUCUCUGUAGAGGGCGCUACCAUCACGGAGAACAGCGGCGUGAGCGAGAUCGAGGGCCGUCUGCCGCGUGCCCGCCUACUCCAGCUGUGCCGCAGUGAGGCCGUGCUGCGCUGGAUGAGCUCCUGCGACCACGUCAUGUACCAGGCGCUGGUGGAGAUCCUCAUCCCGGAUGUGCUGCGACCCAUCCCUAGUGCCUUGACCCAAGCCAUCCGUAAUUUUGCCAAAAGUCUCGAGGCCUGGCUAAACAACGCUAUGAGCGCCGUUCCCCAGAAGAUGGUCCAAACCAAGGUUGCCGCUGUUAGUGCCUUUGCGCAGACGCUGCGCAGAUAUACGUCCCUGAACCACCUGGCGCAGGCGGCACGCGCAGUCCUGCAGAACACCUCGCAGAUCAACCAGAUGCUCAGCGACCUCAACCGCGUCGACUUCGCCAACGUGCAGGAGCAGGCCUCGUGGGUGUGCCAGUGCGAGGAGGGCGUGGUCCAGCGCUUAGAGCAGGACUUCAAAGUCACGCUGCAGCAGCAGAGCUCUCUGGAGCAGUGGGCAGCCUGGCUGGACAACGUGGUCACCCAGGUGCUGAAGCCUUACGAGGGUCGGCCCAGCUUCCCCAGGGCAGCCAGGCAGUUCCUGCUCAAGUGGUCUUUCUACAGCUCCAUGGUGAUCCGCGACCUGACCCUGCGCAGCGCCGCCAGCUUCGGCUCCUUCCACCUCAUCCGGCUGCUUUACGACGAGUACAUGUUCUACCUGGUGGAGCACCGCGUCGCCCAGGCGACCGGGGAGACGCCCAUCGGCAUCAUGGGAGAGUUCGCCGACCUCAGCACCAUGUCACCUGCAAACAUCGACAAAGAUGAGGUGAGCGAGAUGGACAGCGACUUGGAUGAGGACAUGGAAGACUCCGGAGAGCCGAUGGCCAAGCGGGAGAAGGCGGAGACCGAGGUGAUCCAGGUGCUCCAGGUGGGGGCGCUGGAGGACGGCGGCAGUGCUGUGGUGGGCGUGAUCCAGCCCGACAUGCUCAGCUCGCUGGCCCAGCCCCCGGUCGACCGGGUGGACCACAUCCUGGCACCUGUGGGCACCACCCCCACCAUCCAGCACUGCAGUGCCACUGGGAACACCUAUGCGUCUGUCUGAAGACCCCCACCCCCGUGCCCUCCUCCCCUUCUGCGUCUCCGUCUUCUCUCUCUCUCUCUCUUUUUCUCUCUCUCCUCCUUCGCCCUCCGAAGUCAGAGAGGAGCGGUCGCCGUGUCAUUCUGACUGUUUGGCAGAGGCCCUGCUGGAGGUCAUGUGACCAUUACACGCCCAUCAUGGCUGCAGUCGACGUCGGCUGGAGAUAAACCAAAACCCAGAACCUGGCCAUCCAAACAGGGAUCGGUCUGCAAGUGGGCCAGCUGAGUCUGGUGUCAUAUGACCCAAAUGUCACGUGACUCUAAUAUCACGUGACCAUAUAUAUACAUGUUUCUGUGUUUUGUGUGUAUGUGUGUGUGUGUGUGUGUUUGAGGGAGGUUGGGAUGAAAAAAGGGCUGUAGAUUUUCAGUGCCCCACUGUAGCUGUGGGGGGGGGUGACCCAGGUGAUGCUGCUCUGUUUGACUGCAGGGGGUUAAGGGGGUGGCAGGGGGCCCAAAAGCCCCUUGUUUGGAAGAGUUUGCUGAUUGUUCAUUCUGAUGGACAGGAACACAAAUCCACGCCAGCGGUGUCAUAAAUCGCCCCCCUUGGUUUCAGAGAAGGUUGUGCUCUUAUGUACCAAAGGUUAGUGUAGCAAACUGCUGAGGAGAGAGAGCAUCAGUCCGCGAGAGACACUCUGCGGCUUCAUCUCCAUCCUGCUUUUCUGUUCUUUUUUACUUUCCUUAUUUAGACUAAACUCUGUGUGUCUGUUUCCGCAUUAAUAUGUGAAUUGACUGCUGUACGGCUGUAGAAUGUAACGAGACUGUCAGAAACACUGGACGUGUUCAGGUGGUUGUCCUGGACACCCAUCGCUAUGGUGACUUCAGUUGUCGCUGCUGCUCCCGAGAGUGACGUAUUUGUUGAGCCAGAAACCACUAAAUACUGUAGGUCUCUCUUCACUGUACCCUGUGGAUGUGCUUAUUUUGGUAUCCAUCAUGUUUUUUGCAUUGCUGUUCCCCAACCCACCCCCCAAUCCUGAUUGGACCAAAAACACGUGGAGCCAGGCAAAGGGAGGCCCCUAGUGGCCAAUGUGAGGACCCGUCUCCUUUCCGUCGUAGUGCCAAUUCGCCACGCAGAGCGAAUGUCAGGGAUCUUUGUACCUCGGCUGCAUCACAGUGCCUUAACGCAGCGUUGAGCUUUGCGCGCAGUGCCGUCCGCCCGUCUCUGACGCAGUGCGCCCCCCAGAGGCCAGCGCGCACCUUUCCACCCACGCAUCUGCUUUACCAAACGGCUGGAUUUGUGCUCUGCCAUCAGUCUGCUGGCCGCAAGUGGGGGAGGCGUCUCUCCUUUGGUCGUUUGUUUCGUCUGGUUCCUUCCCCGUCUAGGGUGACUGCCCCCCCCCCCCC
Molecule: messenger RNA, 3608 nt
Organism: Brienomyrus brachyistius
Lineage: Eukaryota; Metazoa; Chordata; Actinopteri; Osteoglossiformes; Mormyridae
Gene: rfx3
Product: regulatory factor X, 3 (influences HLA class II expression)
Biological process (GO): regulation of transcription by RNA polymerase II
Cellular component (GO): nucleus
Molecular function (GO): DNA-binding transcription factor activity, RNA polymerase II-specific; RNA polymerase II cis-regulatory region sequence-specific DNA binding
Source: RefSeq, a predicted model, not a curated record